Messenger RNA from Dacryopinax primogenitus, 768 nucleotides. RefSeq lists its product as uncharacterized. The coding region runs from base 1 to 768 and encodes 255 amino acids. The record is from RefSeq and is a predicted model, not a curated record. NCBI's taxonomy places the organism in Eukaryota, Fungi, Basidiomycota, Dacrymycetes, Dacrymycetales, Dacrymycetaceae. The transcript is spliced from 2 exons.
AUGGACCAGGCCAAGCACAUGGCCAACAUCAAGCGCAUGAACAAGGACCUCCUUGAUGACUGGAACCAUGCUGUUGACAGGGCCAGGGCAACAGGCUCUGCCAUUCCCCAGAAGCCCAUCUUGCCCUGCACCAAGGUCAAGGAGCACGUGCUCCCCUUGGAUGAUUGCAAGGUCUUGCUGGAUGACAAUCCUAUUGUUGCAUAUGCCAAGGCGUACCAGGAGUGGUGUGAGCCACAGAAAGCCCUCCCCAGAAUCUUGAGCAUGCCCUCUGCCAUGGCCAAGAAUAAGGGCAAGGCCUCAUGGUUUGGCCGAGUGAAAAGCUCUGACUCUUUUGCCCUCUCCCCCUCUCCCUUGGCCAUCACCAUGACGCCUCGCACCACCGACUCCUUGUCCUUGCCCGUGAACAUCAUUGAUGUGGACAAGAUGAGGUGUCUGGUGCAUACAUCUGCUCAUGGACUGGUUAUCAUGCCUGGCCCCAUGAACUCCUUCAAGUGCUUGGUCUUCCUCUGUCCAAGUGAUGAUGCUGGCUUUGCUAUGAUGCAUGAACUGCCCUACAAGACAAAGCAGACAAUGAUUGACAUGGCAAAGGACUUGGGCAGGGCCUGCUAUGAUGAGAUCGAGUGGGAGCUGCAGAUCUUAUACAACUUUGACCACCCCAACACUUGGACUGAGAAGAUGGAGAACAAGAUCUCCUCCAUCUACUGGAAGGCCAUCUUCCUGGUCAUGUGCAAGGAUCAGCUCAUGGACCGGGCCAACGGCAUCUUCUAG